Messenger RNA from Leptonychotes weddellii (Weddell seal), 918 nucleotides. The record is from RefSeq and is a predicted model, not a curated record. NCBI's taxonomy places the organism in Eukaryota, Metazoa, Chordata, Mammalia, Carnivora, Phocidae.
UUCCGAGUCGCAGUGGCGCGGGCGGGGGCACUGCCUGCUGAGCACCCGCCCCAGCACAGUCUCGGCCUGCUCGCCAUGGACGACGAAGAUGUCGCCAACCGCAAGGUCUCCUUCCGAAAGUGCCUGGAGCACCUCUCCGGGGCCGGCAAGGCCAUCGGAGUGCUGACCAGCGGCGGGGAUGCCCAAGGUAUGAACGCCGCUGUCCGUGCCGUGGUGCGCAUGGGAAUAUACGUGGGGGCCAAAGUGUACUUUAUCUAUGAGGGUUACCAAGGCAUGGUUGAUGGCGGCAGAAACAUUGUUGAAGCCAGUUGGGAGAGCGUCUCGAGCAUUCUCCAAGUGGGAGGGACCAUUAUUGGCAGUGCUCGUUGCAAAGCCUUCCGCACUCGGGAAGGUCGCCUGAGAGCUGCUCAUAACUUGGUUCAGCGGGGCAUCACCAACCUGUGUGUGAUCGGCGGGGACGGAAGUCUCACGGGGGCCAAUAUCUUCCGGAAAGAGUGGAGCGGGCUGUUGGAAGAGCUGGCCCAAAAUGGCGAGAUCGACAAGGAGCAGGUGCAGAAGCACGCGUACCUCAACGUCGUGGGCAUGGUGGGUUCCAUCGACAACGACUUCUGUGGGACCGACAUGACCAUCGGCACCGACUCCGCCUUGCACAGGAUAAUCGAGGUUAUCGACGCCAUCAUGACCACCGCCCAGAGCCACCAGAGGACCUUUGUUCUCGAGGUUAUGGGGAGACACUGCGGGUACCUCGCCCUGGUGAGCGCCCUGGCCUGUGGAGCGGACUGGGUGUUCCUUCCGGAAUCCCCACCAGAAGAAGGCUGGCAGGAGAAUAUGUGCAUCAAGCUGUCCGAGGUAACGUGCGUCCUGUGUCCCUCGACUGCCGGUGCCUCUGACCGCCGUGUGUAGCAGCCUGUGGGGGUC